This is a messenger RNA of Pimephales promelas (fathead minnow), 1984 nucleotides long. RefSeq names its product DnaJ heat shock protein family (Hsp40) member B9a (gene dnajb9a). NCBI's taxonomy places the organism in Eukaryota, Metazoa, Chordata, Actinopteri, Cypriniformes, Leuciscidae. The record is from RefSeq and is a predicted model, not a curated record. Gene Ontology annotation, biological process: ERAD pathway. Gene Ontology annotation, molecular function: protein-folding chaperone binding; misfolded protein binding. Gene Ontology annotation, cellular component: endoplasmic reticulum.
AAAACACCAGUAUCAGUUUUGAUCAUUUUCAUCGGUGCUGUCAGGAACAACAGGUCCAACUGACACAAUUCAGCUAUCUCUUCUAUCAUCUUGUCCAUCAGCCAGAAGCAUGGCCACGGCACAGUCAACACUGAUGUUCGCAGUGUGCAUCCUGGUGAUAACAGAACUCAUACUGGCCAGAAAGGACUACUAUGACAUCCUCGGUGUGCCAAAAGACGCUUCCGACCGUCAGAUCAAAAAAGCUUUUCACAAGCUUGCCAUGAAAUAUCACCCUGACAAGAACAAGAGCCCCGAUGCGGAAACCAAAUUUCGAGAGAUUGCUGAAGCAUAUGAAACCCUAUCGGAUGAGAAGAGGCGGCGAGAGUAUGACCAGAUAGGAGACAAUGCAUUCAGCAAUGAAGACAUGAACGGAGGGCAGCGUUUUCAUCAUUCCUUUGAUUUCAACUUUGACGACAUGUUCAGAGACUCCGACAUCUAUAGCCAAAACAGGCACGCUCGCCAAAAACGGCACUUUGACGAGCACUUAAAGGCCCACCAGCAAGCACACAACCGCCACAAGAGACACUUCCAGGGCGCUUUUGGUACCGGAACCUUCGAGGACAUGUUUGAAGAUAUGGAGAAGAUGUUUACAUUUGACAGACACAUAAAAAGAACAGAGAGCAGGUUUCAGGGCACGACCAAACAACACUGCAGAACGGUGACCCAGCGAAGAGGAAACAUGGUCACCACGUACACGGACUGCACCUCAUCCUGAACAUUAGCUCGGACCGUCACGCUUGUGUUUUUAUGUCUGAUUUAGAUUGAGUUAUUAAUCUGCUGCUGUGAUGAUGAUUGGGGUUUGAUUUUACCUGUGACUGAUCCGUUAUUUAAGAUGCAUUUGGAGUCUACAAUUGACACUACAUUGGAUAGUGGCCUCUUAAUAGCCUCAAAGUCUAGGUUUAGACUUUUUAUGAGUUUGUUUUCAUCCCUGCAGCACCAAAACAUUUAGAAAAGGUCAUUAGUUGAUUGAUGAGAAACUAUUUGAUGACGCUCUAAUAUUAGUGUGAAUUAAUGUUGAAAUCGCACUUUCUUGACCAUAUGAAGCAAGUUGUUAUAUACCUGGUUAACUACUAAACUCCCCUGUUAUAUCGAAAGAAUGAAUGUGCAGAAAUCCUGAAUCAUCAUGACAGACCAUUUAGCUCUUCCAUUAACUUUUCCACUUAUCCAAGGUUGUUUUGGUGCUGAGCACUCAUAAUAUGAAUAUUUGGGAUUUACAUCUUCAUAAACUGCUCUUUUAUUUUUAUGUGAAGCUAAACAAAUGUUUGCUGCAUUGCUGUGAAUGAUAUAGUUUCCCCAAGUAAUUUCUUUCAAACUCCCACUUAUUAGUUAGAGAGGUGCCUUUCCCACUUAUUGUGUUAUAUUCAGUUUAUUGUGAUCAGAUCGGAGCACUUUUAUGACCUCAUGUGUAUUAUAGUUUGCAUGGCUGAGAGAAAGUAAGUCUCUGUUUUUGUCAUGUACAUCAGUUAUCCGGUUGGGUUUGUAAACAGCUUUUGGAAAGUACAAGUCUGACAUUGUUCUCUAAGCCAAAGUGUAUUUUGGCUGAACUUUUUAUAUGUUUGUAACAAAACAUAAACAUUUGAUUGUUUCUUUUUAUAUGGCAGUGUAACCCCUAAAAAGAAACAAGGGGAACAUACCAACUUAGCAUUUGCCAGACAAUGUUUUUUUUUUGUAAAUACCAUGUAUAACCCAGCUGUGUUUCUGUAUGACAUCACCUCAUCUGUGCUGUGACCUGUUGUGUUGAAUGAUCCCAUGUGCAAUAUUUAAAGGCAGCUGUCCUGUUGGUUUUACUGUUACCCGCUGACAUAGUUGUUAUGUUCAGAGUCUUGGUAGACUCAUCUGGCACUUUCUUUAUUUUAAUCCUAUGGAUGAAAUGUAAAUCUUAAAUAGCCUAUUUGAACCCAGAUGUAUGUCUACUAGGGUUAAAAAUAAAUUGUGUUCAAAAUUA